UUAAGAAACUAUGGCCGCUACUAAAAAGUCUACUACUACCUCUACUACUACCUCUACUACUACUUCUACCAAGAAGUCAGAUCAUCCUACUUAUGAAGCUAUGGUCAAAGCCGCUAUUCUCGCAUUGAAGGAACGUAAGGGUUCUUCUAGACCCGCUAUCAAAAAAUACAUCUUGGCCAACUUCAAGGUUUCUCCUGGUGCCCACUUUGAUACCCAAGUUGCUGCUGCUAUCAAGCGUGGCCAUGCCAAGGGCAUCUUUGAACUUCCUAAGGGUCUUUCUGGUACCGUCAAGUUAAACAAGACAGAAAAGAAGGAGGAAACAAAGAAGCCUGCAAAGAAGGAAGCUACCAAGAAAGAAACAUCUCCCAAGAAGGAAGCCUCUCCCAAGAAGGAAGCCCCCAAGAAGGCUGCUGCCAAGAAGAAGGCUACUCCCGCUACUACUGCUGCUACUGCUACUACCAAGAGAACUGCUGCUGCUGCUGCAAAAAAGGCUGAAGAAGCUAAAAAGACUGAAGCCAAGAAGCCUGCCGCAAAGAAGGCCGCUGCCCCUAAGAAGGCUGCUGCUACAAAGAAGGCUGCUGCUCCCAAGAAGGCCUCUCCUUCCAAGAAGAAGUCUACUACUGAAAAGGCCAAUGUCAAGGCUCCCAAGAAGAAGACUCCUGCUCCUGCUAAGAAGGCCGCUGCUGCCAAGAAGGCUGCUGCCACUAAGAAGGCCACCCCUACCAAAAAGGCAACCACUGCUUCCAAGAAGAAGGAGACCAAGGCAUAAGUUGAAAUCAUUUUGAUUGAUCCCAAACCUUCCCAUAAUUUCACAUCAUAUCCUCCUUUUCUCUCUAUUUUUUCAUUACCCCCUUUUCUCUUAAAGAAUUUUCCCCUUGUAAUUAUAAUGACUUUGGGAUAUUUGUUUAUUUUUGUACAGUUUAUUGAAAAACAUAGCUUCAAACUACUUUUAAUAAAAAAAAACGGCUUG
Rhizopus microsporus ATCC 52813 is the source of this 970-nucleotide messenger RNA. RefSeq lists its product as uncharacterized. The record is from RefSeq and is a predicted model, not a curated record. Bases 11 to 769 code for a protein of 252 amino acids. Gene Ontology annotation, molecular function: DNA binding; structural constituent of chromatin. Lineage: Eukaryota; Fungi; Mucoromycota; Mucoromycetes; Mucorales; Rhizopodaceae. The transcript is spliced from 4 exons. Gene Ontology annotation, cellular component: nucleosome. Gene Ontology annotation, biological process: nucleosome assembly.